AUGUCUCAUCUCCGCCUGCAUCUCCUCCCCACCUCCCUCCUCACCCUCCUCCUAACUUUCGCGCCCCUCCGCACCCACGCGAGUUGCUAUGUCGCAGCGUACGGCGUGAUAGGCGAACAAGGCUGGGACGCUUGCCCGGGCACCGCAGUCUCCGGCGGUAUCGAAACGUGCUGUCUCCCAGGCUCGCAAUGCGGCGAGGACUCGCUGUGUCGCGUGCCGGCGUCCGAGAACCCGGGCACGAACGCGUACUAUCUGGCCGGGUGCACGGAUUCGACGUAUUCGAACUCGUACGAGCCCGCGUCGGGAGUCUGGAUGUGCUGUGGAGACGGAGGGUGCAAUGGCACAGUGACGGACGCGACGUUCGCGGGCGUGGCGCCGGCGAAUUGGCAGCACUACGCCCUCGACUCCGACUCCUACGCCGAGUCCUACCACUCCCUCGACUCCCAAUCCGCCUGGAGAGAAGACGACAUCCAGCGUCUCCUCUGCCUCGUCUUCCUCUACAACCAGUGCACCCCUCGGCCCCGCCGGCGCAGUAACAACAUCCAUCUCCUCAGCAGACUUCAAACCAACGCCUCUCUCCUCCAUCCAAACUUCCAGCACAACAAGCACCGCCGCAGCAGGAAGCACAGCCACAGCAAGCACUUCAAACUCCGCCAGUAA
Neohortaea acidophila is the source of this 660-nucleotide messenger RNA. RefSeq lists its product as uncharacterized. The coding region runs from base 1 to 660 and encodes 219 amino acids. The record is from RefSeq and is a predicted model, not a curated record. The transcript is spliced from 3 exons. Lineage: Eukaryota; Fungi; Ascomycota; Dothideomycetes; Mycosphaerellales; Teratosphaeriaceae.